Molecule: messenger RNA, 2508 nt
Organism: Benincasa hispida (wax gourd)
Lineage: Eukaryota; Viridiplantae; Streptophyta; Magnoliopsida; Cucurbitales; Cucurbitaceae
Gene: ARO4
Product: armadillo repeat only 4
Biological process (GO): cell surface receptor signaling pathway
Molecular function (GO): protein binding
Source: RefSeq, a predicted model, not a curated record
AACUAUAUUUGCAAUUACUUGAAGGUUGAAAGUUAAAGCUGCAACUUAACUCAACAGAAACGAAAACUUGGAGGUUCCGUAAUCCGUCCAGUUUAAUCUUAAACCGUAAUUUGAUUCGCUUCACCUUCUUAGUUAGCUUCCAUUCGGGGCAUUAGUAACGUAAUCAACAGUUAGAUUAGUGAUUAGAGGGCAUAAGUAAGUUUCACUUUACUCCACUCACGCGCUUCCAGGUGCAGUGAAAACCACGACAGCAGGCCCAAUCAGUCCAUUACAGGACACACAACACAUGGCCAUCCCCAGAAGAGAAUUGAAGAAGGAAUGACUGAACGAAGCGAACACAGACCAAAAUUCCCGAUUGUCCUCUUCCUUCUUAUUAUAUUCCCUCAUUCUGAUUCAUAACCAAAACUUGAAUUGGAAAACCCACCUUGUCACUCUCACUCCCCACUCGCAAGGAAUCGGUAUUCAGUAGCGUGUUCAAGAGAAUUGACGUAUUUGAAAUGGAUUCCCAGGAGAGGCGGAUUGAAGAGGAACUGUCCCACCCGAUUCUGCUGUCCGAGCGUGUUCGCUCCGCCGUCGACGAAGCCCAGUCCUUCAAACUUGAGUGUGCUGAAGUGGCCAAGCAAGUUGAUCGCCUCGCCCAAAUGCUCCGAAUGGCGGUUCGAUUCGCCACCGCGACUCCCGCCGUCUACGAGCGUCCCAUCCGUCGGGUGGUUGCCGAGGUUUCCAAGAAUCUCGAUCGUGCCCUAACCCUAGUACGCAAAUGCAAACAUCAGAGUGCGCUUCGCCGCGUAAUGACGAUCACCAGCGUUACUGAUUUUCGGAAACUAUUCAAUCUUCUAGACGCUUCCGUUGGAGACAUGAAAUGGCUUCUCACUAUUUUCGAAUGCAAUGGAGGCGGUAUCGUGCUUUCGCUUCCCCCAAUUGCUAGUAAUGACCCGAUUAUUGCUUGGGUUUGGUCCUCUAUUGCCUCGAUUCAGAUGGGUCAAUUGCCCGAUCGUGUUGAAGGCACCAACGAACUCGCUUCGCUUGCCGCUGAUAAUGAGAGAAACAAAAACAUUAUUGUCGAUGAAGGGGGAAUUCCUCCUCUGCUCAAGCUUUUGAAGGAAGGCCCCUCAGCGGAGGCUCAAAUUACGGCCAUCAAGGCACUUUAUACGCUUGCAAAUGAUCCAAACAGAGUGAGGACUAUUGUUGAAGAGCAUGGAGUCCCAAUUAUAGUGCAGGCUCUUGCAAACUCCCCGAUGCUGGUGCAGACACAAGCCGCGAGUUUGGUCGCAAGAAUGGCGAUUCAUGACCCCUUAGCUCAAGAAGAUUUUGCACGGGAGAAUGUUAUUAGACCCCUCGUUACUCUACUGUCGUUCGAGACUUUUAUGGAUGAAGUGUGUAGACAAAGCAUUCAUUCCAUUGUUCAGAUCAACAGGAACCUAGAGAAGAAGGCACUCGAUAAAACAAUGGAGCACAACCCAAACGCGAAGUCAAACGCUUUGCGUAACAUGGAAGGGGGUAGUAGGGCAGGGAACUCCCGAAAAGAGAGGGGAAAUGAGAGACCUGAAGUAAAGCAUAAGCUGAAAAUAAGUUGUGCCGAGGCUCUGUGGUUGCUGGCAAAAGGGAGCGUGUCGAAUAGUAGGAGAAUUUGUGAGACAAAAGGACUGCUUUGUAUGGCAAAGAUGGUGGAGACGGAAGAAGGGGAAUUGCAGAUGAAUUGUUUGAUGUGUAUAAUGGAGAUAACAGCUGCGGCAGAGUCCAAUGCGGACUUGAGGCGUGCAGCGUUCAAGACAAAUUCUCCUGCGGCCAAGGCUGUGGUGGGUCAGAUGUUGAGAUUGAUCAAUGAUUUGGACAACCCAACUCUGCAAAUUCCUGCCAUAAGAUCCAUAGGAUCGUUGGCUAGGACAUUUCCCGCAAGAGAGACACGAGUGAUUGGUCCUUUGAUUGUGAAACUUGGGAGUAGACAUGUAGAUGUGGCUGCAGAAGCUGCCAUUUCGCUGGGGAAGUUUGUUUGUCCAGAGAAUUUUCUUUGCAUGGAGCAUUCGAGGACAGUAAUAGAGUCUAAUGGAGUGCCUCUUGUACUGAAGUUACUAAGGGAGAAUGAAAGGACUCAAAUGUACGGACUGAUUCUAUUGUGCUAUCUUGCACUUCAUGCGGGCAGCAGCGAGAUUGUGGAUCAGGCCAGGGUUUUGACAGUGCUGGAAGGGGCGGAUCGCACCAUGAUUGCCUUACACCCAGAGUUGAAAGAGUUGGUGGGAAAGGCAAUUGGUCACCUCAAUCUGUAUCACGCAGGAAUGGGAAUCCAUUCAAAGGGCCACUUGGGUUUGCCUUAAAUUUCGAAUUGUUUUGGUUUUGUUUGAUGAAAGCGGGGUAUCGUAUGUCUAUAUCCUCUUAACAAAAUGAUAAUGUUAGAUAGAAUUGUGUAAAUAAAGCUUAUACCUUUUUAGCUUUCCAUUUUGGUUUGGUUGACGUGAAUGGAAUAAUUAAAAAGAUUACGAAGUGGAAUACCAUUUUUUUCCUCUUUCU